Cricetulus griseus (Chinese hamster) is the source of this 4357-nucleotide messenger RNA. The record is from RefSeq and is a predicted model, not a curated record. NCBI's taxonomy places the organism in Eukaryota, Metazoa, Chordata, Mammalia, Rodentia, Cricetidae.
AUGGAUUCUGACUCCGACUCACCAUUCAACUACUCCUGGCCUUCCUUCCCCAAGAUGAAGAUUCGCCGCAGGGCAUCCAAGAAAGAUCACUCCUUUGAUGGUCUUAAAAAAUCCAAGCAUGCCCCAACGUCUCUCCCUGCCGGCCAGCUCUCAGACAUGCUGAAUGGGGGUGAUGAGGUCUAUGCUAACUGUAUGGUGAUUGAUCAGGUUGGUGAUUUGGACAUCAAUUAUAUAAACCUAGAGGGACUCUCUGCCCAUACCAGCCCCGAAUCCAUGAGGUCCACUCUGGGGCCUCAGGCUUGCAAACACAUCCUUCCUCCUGACACCAGUCCCUGUGGGCAUUCACUCAGUGAUGACAGUGAGGGGACAGCGAAUACUGCAGCCCUGCAGCCUUGCAUGUCACUGGCUGUUUCUCACACUGCUAAUUUGAACCUUCCUUUUGGUCUUCAUGAAUUUGAAAAGGAGCAGGGUCAUCUCAAGAAAAGAAGUUCUAGCCUGGAUGCCCUGGUUGCCGACAGUGAAGGGGAAGGGUGUUCUGAGCCCCCCAUCUGCUAUACUGUGAGCUCCCAGAGUUCCUUGAGAACUGGGCUUCCCAGUGGGGAUGAACUGGAUUCCUUUGAGACCAACACUGAAGCAGAUUGUAAUAUCUCCAGGACCGAAUCACUUUCCCUAUCAAGUGCUCUGCAUUCAAAGGAGUCCCUGCUUUCUGGGAUUCGCUCACGUUCGUAUUCCUGCUCGUCACCCAAAAUCUCUUCCGGAAAAUCCCGGCUAGUGCGUGACUUCACAGUGUGCAGUUCCAGUGAAGAACAGAGAUCAUAUAGUUUUCCGGAGCCACCAGGAGAAAAAAGAAUUCAAGAAGAAGAAUGGGACGAAUACAUCAUUCCUGCAAAAUCUGAGUCUGAAAAGUACAAAGUGAGCCGGACAUUCAGCUUCCUCAUGAACAGGAUGACCAGCCCUCGGAACAAAUCUAAGAUGAAAAACAAGGAUGCUAAAGACAAAGAAAAACUGAAUCGACACCAGUUUGUCCCAGGAACAUUUUCCGGGGUUCUGCAGUGUUCGGGUUGUGAUAAAACACUCCUGGGGAAAGAGUCACUCCAGUGUGCCAACUGUAAAGCAAACAUACACAAGGGCUGCAAAGAUGCUGUGCCUCCAUGUACCAAGAAAUUCCAAGAGAAAUACAACAAGAACAAGCCACAAACCAUCCUUGGAAGCUCCUCAGUUAGAGACAUCCCACAGCCAGGACUCUCCUUGCACCCUUCCUCCUCCAUGCCCAUCGGACUACCGGCUGGAAGGAAGGAAGCUACAGGGCUGGUGCAUCCGCUGUCCAGAAGCGUUCCAGGGACCACCUUGGAAAGCUUCAGGAGGUCAGUGGCAUCCUUGGAGUCAGAGGGUGACAGCAACAACUGGCGAAGCAGAUCUCAUUCCGAUGAGCUGUAUCAGUCCAUGGGCUCUUCUCCCUCCACGGAGUCAUUCAUGAUGGAAGAUGUUGUGGACUCUUCCCUGUGGAGCGACCUCAGUAGUGAUGCCCAGGAGUUUGAAGCAGAGUCUUGGAGUCUCGUGGUGGACCCUUCCUUUUGCAGUAGGCAGGAGAAGGAUGUCAUCAAAAGACAGGAUGUCAUUUUUGAACUGAUGCAGACGGAGGUGCACCACAUUCAGACACUGCUCAUCAUGUCUGAGGUCUUCAGGAAGGGCAUGAAGGAGGAGCUGCAGCUGGACCACAGCACAGUGGACAAGAUCUUCCCCUGCUUAGAUGAGUUGCUGGAAACUCAUAGGCAUUUCUUCUUCAGCAUGAAGGAACGAAGGCAGGAAUCAUGCACGGGUAACGACAGGAACUUUGUGAUCGACCGAAUUGGUGAUAUUCUGGUACAGCAGUUUUCAGAAGAAAAUGCAAGUAAAAUGAAGAAGAUCUAUGGAGAAUUCUGCAGCCAUCACAAAGAAGCCAUGAGCCUCUUUAAAGAGCUCCAGCAGAACAAAAAGUUUCAGAAUUUUAUUAAGAUCCGAAAUAGCAACCUUUUGGCUCGACGCAGAGGAAUUCCAGAGUGCAUCUUGCUUGUCACUCAACGCAUCACAAAAUACCCUGUCUUGGUGGAGAGAAUCCUGCAGUACACAAAGGAAAGGACUGAAGAACACAAAGACCUAUGCAAAGCUCUUGGCUUAAUUAAAGACAUGAUCGCAGCUGUGGAUCUAAAAGUCAAUGAAUAUGAGAAGAACCAAAAAUGGCUGGAGAUCCUAAAUAAAAUUGAAAACAAAACAUACACAAAGCUCAAAAAUGGCCAUGUGUUUAGAAAGCAGGCUCUGAUGAGUAAAGAAAGGGCUCUCUUGCAUGAUGGGCUUGUUUACUGGAAAACCGCUACAGGCCGUUUCAAAGAUAUCCUGGCUCUGCUUCUAACUGAUGUGCUGCUCUUCCUACAAGAAAAAGACCAGAAAUACAUCUUUGCAGCUGUUGACCAGAAGCCUUCAGUUAUUUCACUUCAGAAGCUUAUUGCUAGAGAAGUUGCUAACGAGGAGAGAGGCAUGUUUCUGAUCAGUGCAUCGUCUGCUGGCCCGGAGAUGUAUGAAAUCCACACCAAUUCCAAGGAGGAACGAAAUAACUGGAUGAGGCGGAUCCAGCAGGCAGUGGAAAGUUGUCCAGAAGAAGAAGGAGGAAGGACAAGUGAGUCUGAUGAAGAGAGGCGGAAAGCUGAAGCCAGAGUGGCCAAAAUCCAGCAGUGUCAAGAGAUACUCACUAACCAAGACCAACAAAUUUGCACAUAUUUGGAAGAAAAGCUGCAUAUCUACGCUGAACUUGGGGAACUGAGUGGCUUCGAGGAUGUCCACCUAGAACCCCACCUGCUCAUCAAGCCUGACCCGGGAGAGCCUCCCCAGGCAGCCUCCCUGCUGGCGGCAGCCCUGAAAGAAGCUGAAAGUCUGCAAGUGGCUGUGAAGGCUUCAAAGAUGGGUGAUGUAAGCCAGUCAUCUGAAGAAGGCUCUGGAGGGGCUGUUCUGACUGACAGGCUCAGUUCACAAGAUGCACCAGCAUCACCAACUGCUUCACUAGUCACAGAAGGGACAGAAGGAAGAGGCUGUUGGGAUGUGGAUCCCGGGCUCCAGGGUGUGGUAACGGACUUGGCGGUCUCUGAUGCAGGGGAGAAGGUGGAAUAUAGAAGUUUCCCAGGUUCUUCACAGUCAGAGAUUAUACAAGCAAUACAGAAUUUAACCCGUCUCCUGUAUAGCCUUCAGGCUGCCUUGACCAUCCAGGACAGCCACAUCGAGAUCCACAAGCUGGUUUUACAGCAGAGGGAGAGCUUGGCCCAUAGCCACUCCUUCCGAGGUGGCCCCUUGCAGGACCAGGAGAAAUCCCGAUACCUGGAGAAGCAGCGUGAGGAGUUGGCUAACAUCCACAAGCUUCAGCACCAGUUCCAGCAGGAGCAGCGGCGCUGGCACCGCACGUGCGACCAGCAGCAGCGCGAGCAGGAAGCCCAAGAGAGCUGGCUGCAAGCGCGGGAACGUGAGUGCCAAUCACAGGAAGAGCUGCUGAUGCGCCACCGUAGUGAACUGGACCACCAACUCCAGGAGUACCAGCAGAGCCUCGAGCGACUGCGGGAGGGCCAGCGGAUGGUGGAGAGGGAGAGACAGAGGAUGCGUGUCCAGCAGGGUCUGCUGGGCCACUGCAGACACAGUCGCCAGAGGAGCCUCCCUGCUGUCUUCUCUCCAGGGAGCAAGGAGGUAAUGGAACUAAAUCGAGCUGAGAGUUUGUGUCAUGAAAAUUCAUUUUACAUCAACGAAGCUUUAGUACAGAUGUCACUUAACACUUCCAAUAAACCAAAUCCAUCAGGUGUCCCAUGGGACACUUACCCCCCUGAUGUAUCUCAUUUUGAUUUGGUAAGGACUAGUGGCAAUCAAACAGAACUGAAGAUAGACGUUUCUCAGCCUCCAGAUGUCAGCCAUGAACUCUGGACAGCUACGGGGCCCAGCCAUCAGAUCCCUGCUCUCCAAGAAAACAACAAGGAUUCUUGUAAAAAUGAUUUGGACUCCUUCCAGAGUGAAUCCCCAGGUCCACAGGACACAAGUCAACAUGGCCCUCAGCCACAGAUACUCACAACAGAAGCAAAACUAACUCUCCCGAUGGCAGCCAGACAUGGUGGGGAUGCUGGAGAUGGAGCCGAAGAAAACAUUGUUUACCUCUGAGUAUAUGUGCUCAUUUAUUGUUUCCCAAGCAAACAAAUAAAAACACUGGCACUUUGGGGAGAAACUUCCCUGGGGCCCAGUCCUGUAUGUGUGAUUGUUUGUGCCCAAAUUGCUUUAAGAAGAAUAUUUAAUAUUUCAUGCAAGUUCAUUCUUUUGGGCAUAAUUCUAAUAAUUAAAUUAUUGAAAAACA